This is a messenger RNA of Hydractinia symbiolongicarpus, 622 nucleotides long. RefSeq names its product UPF0538 protein C2orf76-like. The transcript has a single exon. The record is from RefSeq and is a predicted model, not a curated record. NCBI's taxonomy places the organism in Eukaryota, Metazoa, Cnidaria, Hydrozoa, Anthoathecata, Hydractiniidae. The coding region runs from base 45 to 419 and encodes 124 amino acids.
ACUAUAAAUUUGUUUUUAUUUAGUCUGAUAAAAACAAGAAAAUUAUGAGUAGUUAUAUCAUUACAGUCAGGCUGAUUCGUUCAUUUGAGUAUCGAAAUAUACGGAAUGUAGUGUAUCAUCAUGUUGAUUUGAAUCAAACUGGACUAGAAUUUAUAAAUUUCGUGAAGGAAGACAUUUUAAAAAGAACAGAACUCCCAGCACCUUUUCGUAAACACUUGUAUAACGCUAUGAAAAUUGAGCAAAAACAGUUUGGAUCCAAAACCAAUGAUCCAGUCAUAAACAAUGAUAAUGACGAGGAGCUUAGGAUUUGUGAGCACAAAACACUUAUCGAAUGUGGUGUAGGAAAUGAAACGGUGAUAUCAUUUUACAACAAUGAAGAAUACGAGAAAUACAAGCACAACCCACAACACUUGUGGUAGAGAUGGUGUAUAGUGGACAGAGGGAGUGUGUACAAAUUGCUUCACACACGCCCUUCGUCCACCAUUCUUUUUCAAGAUUGUUAUCAAGCUGGGCGUUGUUAUCAAGUUGGGCGCUAUUUGUAGAAAAAAAGGAUUGUGGGGCGUAUACUGGAUUGAUGGCGUAUGUAGAAAUUCCUUUGUGACCUAAGAUUUGUUAUUAAGUU